UUGCAUCAGGGAUGUAAAUCUACGGAUGUAUAGUAAAGCGAAUUUCCGUGUGAAUCACCUCAUCCUUUUCAAACUGAAGAUAAUGUUGUCGCCUAAGUUUUUGAUCAAGAUCGCUGAGGCUUUAGUUAACUAUUACCAAAUUUAAAUAUCUUCCAUGUAUGUUAACUCUAUUAUAAGAGGUGGUAAAACAGCUGAAGGAUUCUUUCAACUAAAUUCUAUGUAUACAACAAAGGAAAGACAGAAUUUGACUCUUGCUAUUUGUCUUCUCACCAUCUUUUAUACAACUCUAGGAUUAUUCUUUAGCUUCACAUUCUGCCUAUUUUUAUUUUAGGUUUCAAAAAUAGGCAUAUAUAUUUAUGAUUUGGCAAGUAGUUUCUGUUUGUGGGUGUACAACAACAUGAAUAUUUGAAUAUUAUUUCAUUUAAAACUCAUCAAUUCUUGCCCAAAAAACCUGAGAGUCCAACCGCACCAAGGAGAAGCUUUCUUCAUAAAGCAGUUCAACAAUAAGAGAGAAAGGGGGGAAUCAUGAAGGAAUCCACCUUCGAGAGAUUGAGAAGGAAUCCAACUUACUCUAAACAUACAAAGAAAUUCAUCUUUAAAAAAAAUGCUAAUUCAUUUAUUCCAAACUGUCAUCAUUUGAAAGAUCUACAAUGAGAUUGUUAUAUACAUAGGCAAAUUUAGAGAGUAUAAAAAGAUAUAAUGAUUAAGAAAACGGGUGCCUAUGCAACUCAAAUACUCAUUUCAAAACAAUAAAAAAUUCUAGCUAUCAGAACAAGCAUGCUUGUAUUUCUGCAUGCAAAAUAUUCCCUAUUGCCGCUUUUUUAGAUGUUUGAGAAGGACGGCUUACUUUCAAAAUUUAUAGUAUCACCAUCAUACAAUUCUUUGAAUGUGACAAAUCCACUACUUCACUUGCAUAGUGGUAAACAAAUCAUGUUUUUACCAAGAAUUAUUCACCACUUGAUUUAGAACACUUGCUUGUGCUUAUUCGAAAAAAUAUACACUUGAAAAAAUUUGAUCCAUUUCUUCAAAUAAGAAAUAACAUAAGCCUUCCUAGAGCCUUCUGAUUUCAUAACAAAUCAAAAUUUUAAAAGAAAUCAACUAUCCUAUUCUUUAUAAGAUUUGGGGUUACAUAAGUUUGAAAGAGUCUAGGGUUAUCUUUAUUCCAUCUUUAACAAAAGAGUCGGUAUCCUUUCUUUUGAUCAUGCAUAAAGUAUGUCAUGCCAUACUUUAUUUUUUGUAAUGAAUGUGAAUGGAAAAUCAAGGAGACAAUGUUUAUUGACUUUUAGUUCUUUGACCUUUUGAAGCCAAGAAAAAUUUAUAGGGUUUAGGCUGCUCCGCCUCCUUGAGCAUAAUUUCUCUAUCAUAAUUUGAGCUGCAUAUUCUUACAACUUUCUCCAUCAUUGAUACUACCAUAAACUUUGCCAUGAGAAAUAAAUCUAGUAUGGAAAAUGUUGUUGGGAAGACAAUCAUUAUCAUCUUGAAUUAGAGAAGUUUUCAAAGCUUGAUGAGCAAAAAAAGUUUCACAAAUAUGACCAUACGUGAGAUUAUCCACUUAAAUCUUCCAUCAUACUUUGAAGUCACAUUUUUUUUUUCUUUUUGAAUAAUAUGAAAUAGUAUAACCAUAGCUUUUGCAUUUAAACAUUCCAUGGAUGCCCAUAUAUAUCUCUUGAUUGUGGUGGGCUUAUCAGGCUUAUCAGGAUAAGUAGUCUUGGGCUGGGGAACUUUGUGCUUUAUGAAAUUCUUCCAUGAACACAAGAUUGAGGCCCACCAACAUUCAUAAACUGUUGAGCCCUCUUUUGCCUUGAGUUGUUUCUCCACAUCUGUAGCUAACAUAAGAAUAUCAUUUUAAGAAUAAAAAAGUUGAGCAUUGAUGACAUAACUCCUCUUUUGCCUUAAAUAUGUAAGAUAUCACACUAUUAUUUAUUCCAUUGGCUUGGGAAUGCUAUAUUUGAUCAUAAGUUGAUUGAACUCCUUUGUGCAUUCUCCAACAAAACAGAGGACAACACUGAGGGAUCAUGUUUUCAUCGGAUUAUAAAGGGUUUCAUGAUUCAAGGAGGAGAUAUAUCUGCUGGUGAUGGAACUGGAGGAGAAUCCAUUUACGGACUUAAGUUUGAGGAUGAAAAUUUCAUAAUAAAACAUGAAAGAAAAGGAAUGCUCUCAAUGGCCAAUUCUGGUUCUAACACAAACGGGUCUCAAUUCUUUAUUACUACAACUCGAACAUCUCAUAUAGAUGGAAAACAUGUUGUUUUCGGGAAGGUGCUUAAGGGCAUGGGAGUGGUUCGUUCAAUUGAGCACACUCCUGUUGGUGAUGCUGAUUAUCCUACCAUGGAUGUCGUGAUUACGGACUGUGGAGAACUUCCUGAGGAUGCUGAUGAUGGUGUAACAAAUUUUUUCAAAGAUGGCGACUCGUACCCUGAUUGGCCAAUUGAUGUAGAUGACAAGCCAACUGAGGUUUCUUGGUGGAUGAAUGCUGUGGAGGCUGCCAAAAUAUUUGGAAACAAUUAUUUCAAGAAACAAGAUUACAAGAUGGCGCUUAGAAAAUACAGGAAAGCUUUGCGCUACUUGGAUGUAUGCUGGGAAAAAGAAGAGAUCAAUGAAGAGAAGAGUUCAUUGUUGAGGAAGACAAAGUCCAUCAUAUUGACAAAUAGUUCUGCUUGCAAGUUAAAGUUAGGAGAUUUGAAAGGUGCUCUAUUAGAUGCCGACUUUGCAAUACGGGAGAGAGAGAAUAAUGCAAAAGCUUAUUUCCGGCAAGGGCAGGCGCACACAGCACUUAACGAUGUGGAUGCUGCUGUUGAGAGCUUCAGAAAAGCCUUAGAGUUGGAGCCCACUGAUGGGGGCAUAAAGAAGGAGCUUGCAGCUGCAAAAAAGAAGAUUGCUGAUAGGCGAGAUCAGGAACGGAAGGCUUACUCCAGAAUGUUCCAGACCUCUGCCAAGUCGGAUGCUUCAACUGAGGUGAUCCAAAUGAUAAAAUUGUCUGAAAAGUCUGCUCUGAAUUCUGUGGACGAAUUUCUUAGUACAUUUCCUAUAUUUGCUUCAAAUGUUUUGAUCAAUCCCUCCAUAUCCAUGGAGCCGGCACUAAGAGGGCAGCUAAGAUAACGGAUCUAUCUUUUU
Molecule: messenger RNA, 3111 nt
Organism: Zingiber officinale
Lineage: Eukaryota; Viridiplantae; Streptophyta; Magnoliopsida; Zingiberales; Zingiberaceae
Product: peptidyl-prolyl cis-trans isomerase CYP40-like
Exons: 9
Coding region: 2044-3096 (350 amino acids)
Biological process (GO): protein peptidyl-prolyl isomerization; protein folding
Molecular function (GO): protein binding; peptidyl-prolyl cis-trans isomerase activity
Source: RefSeq, a predicted model, not a curated record